Molecule: messenger RNA, 1859 nt
Organism: Vidua macroura (Pin-tailed whydah)
Lineage: Eukaryota; Metazoa; Chordata; Aves; Passeriformes; Viduidae
Product: 3-galactosyl-N-acetylglucosaminide 4-alpha-L-fucosyltransferase FUT3-like
Cellular component (GO): membrane
Molecular function (GO): alpha-(1->3)-fucosyltransferase activity
Source: RefSeq, a predicted model, not a curated record
CAUGGCCAAUCCAAGAUGGCGGCCAAUCCAAGAUGGCGGCCAAUCCAAGAUGGCGGCCAAUCCAAGAUGGCGGCCCCUGUAGGCCGAGGCCUUCCAGGCCCGCUUUCCUCCCAGGAGAAGGAGAAGCCGCGGCUGCCAGCGGAGUCUGGCUCUGGGGGGGUCUGGGGUCUCCAUGUGCCAGCCCCGGUGCUGAGGGACCGUCCCUUUGGCACCUCGAUGUCCCCCAAGGCCCCACGCUGCCUGUCCCCGCCAAGCUGUGACCCCAGGGCCCCCUCCCGCCCUCCCUGCGAUUCCUGGGUUUCCGUCCAUCCUCCUCCUCCCCCUGUUCCUCUGCUGUUUGCAGAUCAACCCAUGAAGGCCAGGGAGGGAUGGAAGAUUUCCUUCAAGAAGCUCCUCACCAUCCUCCUCCUCUCCGGCGCCAUCUUCGGCCUCAUCGUCUCCCUCCGUCCGUUCAGGACUUUGGAGCCGAAGCAUCGCUACCCCGUUCCCUCCGCCCAGAAAUUCCCGAGCUGCGGGAACGCCAGCACCCCGCCCAGGGGUGGCCGCGGCCUGUCCAUCCUGCUCUGGAUGUGGCCCUUCGGCUUCCACUUCAACUUCACCGACUGCUCGGAGCUCCUCAGCUGCCCGGGCUGUCGCUGUCACUUCACCGUCCGCCGCAGCCACUGGUGCCAGGCGGACGCCGUGAUCCUGCACCACCGCGACGUGUGCCGGGACCGGGAGCGCCUGGCGCGGCUGCCCCGGCUCCCCACCCAGUCCUGGAUCUGGCUCAACAUGGAGUCUCCGAGCCACUCCUCAAACCUGAGCGACAUGAACGACCUCUUCAACCUGACCAUGUCCUACCGGCGGGACUCGGACAUCUUCGUGCCCUACGGGGAGCUGCAGCUCCUGAGGCAGCCCCAGCCCGUCACCAUCCCGCAGAAAUCCAAACUGGUGGCCUGGGUGGUCAGCAACUGGCGGGAGGAAUCGCGCCGGGUCAGGUACUACCAGGAGCUGAGGAAACACAUCCCCGUGGAUGUCUACGGCAAGAACCACACCCUGCUGGCCCACGACCAGCUCCUCGCCACCAUCUCCCAGUACACCUUCUACCUGGCCUUCGAGAACUCCCAGCACCAGGAUUACAUCACCGAGAAGCUCUGGAGGAACGCGCUGUCCUCCGGCGCCGUCCCCGUGGUGCUGGGGCCUCCUCGGGAGAACUACGAGCGCUUCCUGCCCCCCGACUCCUUCAUCCACGUCGACGACUUCGGCAGCGCCCGGGAGCUGGCGCGGUUCCUCUUGGAGCUGGCCUGGGACGCCGAGAGGUACCGGGGCUACUUCCAGUGGCGCCGGUGGUUCCAGCCGGUGCUGGGGACGGGCUGGGCCCUGCGGCUCUGCAGGGCCUGUCACUUCCUGCACACCACCGAGCCCCGGUACCGCGCCGUGCCCGACCUGGCCGCGUGGUUCGUGUAGCUGCUGAGGGCUCAACGCCCCCUUUGUCCUCCUGCAGCUUCCCGGGAUUUGGACGCACUGGGAACGGAGGGACAAGAGGAGCGUUGGAGUGAACAAAGACAAGGAAGUGGUGGGGUGUUUAUGUCUUUGUUUUGCUGGAGAAUGGAAGAGGAGUUUUGGGGUGGGUUUGGCUGCUCCCUGAAGAACUCGUUUUGCCAGUCUCGCAGAAGUUCACCUUCAGCCCCUCUGGACAAUUCUGGAGCAGCUCCAGAGGUUGGAGAACCAGAGCGAGUGGCCAGGAGGGGAAGGUGGAAGAACAAUUCCCACCACAAACCCUUCCUGAGGACUCUGUGCUGUCCUUGAAAGGGAUGGCACCGCCAGACUGCUGCUCUGGCUGCAGGAGGAGCUGGCCCGGAUCCUCUCUCCCAGCCCCU